AUGCUUCUUCAUACUAUCAUUGUACUUGCAGGCUUUGCCGCCUACGCCCAUGGCAGCUGCUUGCACGGCACCUCCAAGCUUCGCAGGCGCUUCACUGCGGAGGGUAAGGUACAAGUCAGCAAGUUCGGCUACACCAGCCUUCAAGGCCCUGUCAACUGGGCCAAUCUUGCCGCAGACAAUGAGGCAUGCAGAACUGGCAAGAACCAGUCUCCGAUCAAUCUCCAGCCGGGUGUGACAGCUCAAGCCGCCGAAGCCCCUAUCAUCGAUAUACCUAAUGUCGAGUUUGCGGACUUUGAGAAUCUGGGCACUACUAUUGAGGUGGUUGUUAACGGCACGACAACUGUUGCGGGCAGACAGUUCAAUCUUGUGCAAUUCCAUCUCCAUACUCCAUCCGAGCAUCGAAUCAAUGAAGAAUACUUCCCGCUUGAGAUGCAUAUGGUGCACCAAGCUGCAGACAACUCCGGCGAUAUCGCUGUCCUCGGCGCCCUCUUCCAGCUCUCCACCGACGGCAGCACCACAGCCCUCCUCGCCAGCUUGACACAUCACAUGGACAAAGUUGCCGAACCGGGCAGCAUCACCGAGACAGGCCCCCUAGACUUCGCCCCUCUCGUCUCUCAUCUCACUACCACGCCCCUCCUGCAGUACAGCGGCUCCCUGACAACCCCGCCCUGCGCAGAGGGCAUUACCUUUCUCAUCGCGGAACAGCCGAUGCCACUGGACGUCGCGACAUACAACAGCAUCAAGCGGGUCGUCAAGUUCAACGCACGAUACGAACAGGGCGAGCCCGGGCUGGAUAAUCUCCUCGCCCUGGCCGCCCGCGGGAUGGCCGGUGGUGAGGGAGCUGGUUCUCCCGCCGCUUACUAA
This is a messenger RNA of Coniosporium apollinis CBS 100218, 864 nucleotides long. RefSeq lists its product as uncharacterized. Gene Ontology annotation, molecular function: zinc ion binding; carbonate dehydratase activity. Lineage: Eukaryota; Fungi; Ascomycota; Dothideomycetes. The transcript has 3 exons. Bases 1 to 864 code for a protein of 287 amino acids. The record is from RefSeq and is a predicted model, not a curated record.